Molecule: messenger RNA, 1950 nt
Organism: Nylanderia fulva
Lineage: Eukaryota; Metazoa; Arthropoda; Insecta; Hymenoptera; Formicidae
Gene: Task6
Product: TWIK-related acid-sensitive K[+] channel 6
Biological process (GO): potassium ion transmembrane transport; stabilization of membrane potential
Cellular component (GO): plasma membrane
Molecular function (GO): potassium ion leak channel activity; outward rectifier potassium channel activity
Source: RefSeq, a predicted model, not a curated record
GCAGAGAGGGGAGGAAAGAGAGAGAGAGAGAGAGAGAGAGAGAAAUGGACAGGGGGAUGAAGAUAUAAAAGGGUGAGAGAUAGACGGAGGAAACGAGGAAUAUAGGAGAAAGAUAUAAGAGACAGACCGACUGUGAGGGAGGUGUUGCUCAAGUAGUGCUCUGUGUAUGGUGCAGUGCGGUGCUGUGCUCGAGAUAGAGAAUGGCAUGGACGGAUUUCGCGUGUAUCUCCGUGACGUAGCAAGUCGGCUCUGAAAACGUGGGGUGCUAAGCUGAGGAAUGGAGGGAACGUGGCAGUGGGAGCAGCGAAAGCACUGCCAUAUCAUUCUGCUCAACUCUUCGUCGUACCUAAAGGAAAACCCGGAACAGACUGCAGGCAUGAAAGUUUCAGAUGAACGGAAGCGACUGCACGAAUGCUACUGCAAGGAAGGAGAUAUCCUGAAGAUAAGAAAUCGCGUGCCAGGUCUGUAGCAUAGAGGUAAGGCAUAGAAGGGCCCCCGUCAAGUGUCACUGAGCGGAAGAGGGGGUUCGUCAUGGACCCGAUGACGCAAAUCGUACCUCAUUGAGCGAUGCAAGUAAUUAGGGCCGGGGCCCUGCUAGUGAGCAUGUGGCUCACUAGAGAAUGAAGAAGCAAAACGUCCGGACUUUAUCAUUAAUCGUCUUCACGCUUACCUAUCUCCUCGUCGGUGCUGCAAUCUUCGACGUGCUCGAGUCUGAGACGGAGAAAUUACGCAAGGAAGCAUUAGAUGCCGUUGAAAAAAUGGUCAUACGAAAAUAUAAUAUAAGCGAGGCCGACUUCAAGAUCAUGGAAACAGUGGUGCUGAAGACGGAACCUCACAAAGCUGGCCAACAGUGGAAGUUCGCUGGCGCAUUUUAUUACGCUACAACGGUCCUCACCACAAUAGGUUACGGACAUUCAACGCCGAAUACUAUAUACGGCAAACUGUUCACAAUGUGCUAUGCAAUUAUUGGUAUCCCAUUAGGACUCGUAAUGUUCCAGAGCAUAGGAGAACGCUUGAAUAAGUUCUCAUCUGUCGUGAUACGGAGUGUAAAGCAGCUCCUAAACUGUAAGGACGUCCAGGCCUCGGAGAUAAAUCUCAUCUGCGUGGUAACGACAUUGUCCUGCUUGACCAUCGCUGGUGGUGCCGCCGCGUUCUCCAGAUACGAGGGAUGGUCCUACUUCGAUUCUAUUUACUAUUGCUUUAUUACUCUGACGACAAUCGGCUUUGGCGAUAUGGUCGCGCUGCAAAAGGACAACGCGCUCAACACGAAGCCCGAAUACGUGAUGUUCGCUCUAAUAUUUAUUCUCUUCGGUUUGGCGAUCGUGGCGGCUUCGCUUAAUUUGCUGGUUCUGAGAUUCGUCACCAUGAAUACGGAGGACGAGAGACGAGACGAGGCCGAAGCGUUACAGGCGGCCCAGGGCGCGGUACGUCUCGAGGGCGACGUGAUAACGGCGAACGGCUCGAUAUUAUCCGGCCAGAUCGGCAAUCACGGUAACGCGUUGUCGUUCGACGACGAGGCGUCGGUGUGCAGCUGCCGCUGCAGCGGCUUUCAGAGAAAGCGGCGGAGACCGCGCUUCACGGUGCGCCGCUCGCCCGGCAAGAUCUCGCACUUGCUGCCGAUGCAACAGUUGUCAGCGUUGAAUGUGCAAGGCGACGACGAGCUGGAGCCCGGGGACGAGCUCGCGACCCUGCAGUUCCCGCCGCUCUAUCAGCACCGCGCCAGCAUUUGACGUUGCUCCGCCGCGAGGAGCGUGGUACUCUUGGAUCAAGAGCAGCAUCACUACCACGAGCAACCGCGGCGAGAAUCUGUCUGAGGAGGGAGAGAGUUUUUGCCCGAUCAGGGCCGCCGAUUUCAACGAAUUUUAAUCGUCGUCGAGACGCUAUCAUCACCGCCACGAGUUCUCUUUCGCUCUAUCUUUUUCUCUUCUCUCUCUCCCUUUCUUUUUUCCU